AAUAGUAACUCAACACCAGCAUAGUUUAUCCCAACCUGAUAUUGAUCCACCAGCAAUCCCUGCACGACCUCUAAGUUCAACCUUUUCUCAAAUCAAUGUAGCUGACUUUAAAGAAACUCUAUCAAGUCCACAUAGUACAAAUACUGUCCGUUCUGAUGACGCUAACAACAAUACUGA
Molecule: messenger RNA, 177 nt
Organism: Dentiscutata erythropus
Lineage: Eukaryota; Fungi; Glomeromycota; Glomeromycetes; Diversisporales; Gigasporaceae
Source: the annotation of a GenBank genome assembly